AUGAAGGCGAGCCUUAUUUCCAUUGACUUGACCCAGUGCUUUGCGCAUGGCAUCUCCGAUGUAGCCUUGCCAAUCAUAGUGUACGCUCAAGUCAAUCCCCUGCAUUUGAAGUUUGAUGUUGACACAAUGAUUUGGCUUAAUGCCUUCUUUCUCAGUCUGAAGACCAAUUUGCAGUCGCUUUUUGACGAUUCUGAUGUGUCCGUUGCCACCUCGGAGACAAUGAUUCCACUGUUCUGUCGUGCGGAGGUUCUCAUGCCCAGGGUUAUCUUUCCAAUGCAUCCUCCACCAUCCAAUCCUGAUAGCACCUCUGACUACCCUUGGACAGGUCCGUCUGCCUUGGUUGUUCAGGUGGACACAGUGUUGCUACAAACCAUUCCCAAGCCAUUGACCACCUCCAUGGCCAAGACUUUGGAAGAGUGUUUGGACAAAUUAGCAAAGCAAUCACAACCGCCACCAACUUGGGGCUGUGCGCAUACACCUCCCGAUCUGCCCUUGUUCAAAAAAUUCACUGAACUGAAACCUCCUUCACAGGCCUUAGAAGGGGAGAUGAAAGGUUUACUGGUGUGUAUUCACUGUCCCAGUGUGUGGGCCGAGUUUCUCACCAUCUGUGAAGCAGCUAGACGUCAUUCAACUGGAUCUCCAUCCUUCAAGACCUAUCGUCAGGCCCUCCUUGAUCCCUCUCCUUUCACUUGUUGGGUGCUAAUUCCCUCUUGGCCACCUUGGUAUCGUCCUCCAACUGCUCCUCGUUACCCAGUUACGUGGAGUCCCAAUUUAAGUCGCCAUUUGACAUCUCCACCCUCCCAUCCUGCUCCUAUCAGUAUUGUCAUUGACCUCGACUCCUCGGUCAAUCCUCUCUCCGUUUAUCCAGUCAGCAGUACUUCCCCUCACUCUGGUAACAAACCAAAACCACUGCACUUUACUAUUGGCCAUUCCGGUGCUGUAUUCACCUUCCGUUCAGUGAAACAUCUUCGCUUGCCCGAUGCAGUAGAUCAUUUGGUAUUCCUCUACGGUCUCUUCUUUCGAUUGGCUCGUCUCAAGGCCAGUAUUGGAUUGGAUUGUUUGGAAAAUAUGACACGACAACAGGAGAAUGGAGAU
This is a messenger RNA of Hydatigera taeniaeformis, 1095 nucleotides long. The record is from the annotation of a GenBank genome assembly. NCBI's taxonomy places the organism in Eukaryota, Metazoa, Platyhelminthes, Cestoda, Cyclophyllidea, Taeniidae.